AUGGCGGCGGCCGGAGAUUGGUUGACAAAAUCAUAUUCUUACUCGGGAAGGAAACUAAUUAUUACAAAGAAUAAUUGGUCCGACGUUCCCCCUGAGAUUCUCAGCCUAAUACUAUCCCAAUUGUUCUUCAAGGACCGCCACAAUUUCAAACUCGUGUGCCGGUCGUGGAGCUCGGUCGUCCCAAACGCGCCACAACUUCCACCGCCAGCCAACUCCCGUCAUCUCCACUCGCCGUGCCUAAUAAUCCCCCAGUCGAGCACUCCUAGCCGUUGGAAAAUAUUCCACUCUCUCCACAACGCUUUUUACUAUUUAGACGUCCCUCCCCAAGUCGAACACGCCGAAAUCAUGUUUUCGAAAGACGGUUGGCUCCUCAUGUCGGCCAGGUCCGACUUUUCCCCUAUGUUUUUCUUCAAUCCCCUGACGUGGGAGAGAUUCGAGCUCCCCCCCACUGACGAGCCUUUCGACUCCAUCUGCUUCACGUCCCCACCGACAACCGACAAAUGUUUUGUUUUCGGGAUCUUUGUCUUUGGGACCGAAUUCGGGCUCAUUCGGCUUGGGGACAUGCAGUGGGAGAUAGGUCCUUUCAACAGGGGUAGUAUUCAACCCAGGAUCUGCCCGCCGGUUUUCCACUGUGGGGUCUACCACUACCUGGGUAGCGGUGCCCCUCGCAGUAGGGACCUGGUCACAUUCGACCCAAUGAGAACGGGCCCUGCUCGGUGUCUGCCCAAGCCCAAGUGGACCCCUGAUGGAAACGAAGAGGACGAUGAUGAGGAUUAUGAGAAGGACCAUGAACUCUACCUUGCAGAAGCCCAAGGGGAGAUAUUGGCCGUGUUUGUGUACAAUGCCGAGAGGAAACUGAGCGUGAAGAGAUGGGAUUUCGGGGUGUCGCAUUGGAGGAGGGUCCAGAGUUUGGGGGGCAAGUGCAUGUACGUGAGCAGGAACGGCUCGUUUGUCGAGACUCGGCCAUGCCAUGGGUUGGAGAACAAGAUUUACUUGAACAAGUUUUUCGGGGAGAGUGGUGUGUUGUAUUCUAUGGCCACGGGGAUGUACCAUUCGAUUGAGGGGGGGUUUGCGAGCCGGGAUGGUUAUAGGCUCGCCUGUAAUUUCGAUUUCGCUACUUGGAUUAAGCUCAGAAACUAUUCCAAUUGUGUAGCAACACAUUCAAUUCUCGCCAUCACCUGCAACCCAAAGACGCAGACAACCCAAAGACACAGACAGAGGCCGAGAGACGCCGAUGCAAAGUCGCUAGUCGGGGGCGGCGACGGCCCCGAUAAACCCUUUCUGCAGAUUAUGCUUAUGAGCCAACCCAAAAGUCCAAUCCCAAAGUAA
Striga hermonthica is the source of this 1329-nucleotide messenger RNA. Lineage: Eukaryota; Viridiplantae; Streptophyta; Magnoliopsida; Lamiales; Orobanchaceae. The record is from the annotation of a GenBank genome assembly.